AUGUCCUACGCCCAUCUCGGGGCCCCGACCGUGUUUAACGGGACAGGCUCCAAUGGAGGCGAUCCCAGGACCGAAAAUCUGAACCAAUGGUAUCAGUCCGGAGACCAGGCCUUCAUUCUGGUGGCCGCCUGUAUGGUGCUUAUCAUGGUGCCUGGCGUUUCCUUCCUCUACUCGGGUCUCGCUCGCAGAAAAUCUGCCCUCUCCAUGCUCUGGGUCACGAUGAUGUCCUUUAGUGUCAUCGUCUUCCAAUGGUACUUUUGGGGCUACUCUCUGGCCUUCAGCGCGACCUCCAACAAUGGAUACAUCGGCAACCUCAACCACUUUGGGCUUCAGAGAGUCCUGGCCACACCCUCUAUUGGAUCCCCUCUCGUCCCCGCUCUCCUCUACUCCUUUUACCAGAUGAUGUUCUGCGCCGUUACUGCCUGCCUGACAGUUGGGGCCGUCGCCGAACGUGGCCGCGUCGUCCCGAGCAUGGUUUUCUGUUUCUUCUGGGCUACUUUAGUCUACUGCCCCAUGGCUUACUGGGUAUGGAACCCCAAUGGCUGGGCUUUCAAGAAUGGAGUCCUCGAUUAUGCUGGCGGUGUCCCUGUCGAGAUCGGUUCCGGUGUCUCGGCUCUCGCUUAUUCCUGGGUCCUUGGCCGCCGAAACGAAAAGAUGAUGAUGAACUUCCGACCCCACAACAUCUCUCUCAUCACCCUCGGCACCGUUCUUCUAUGGUUUGGAUGGCUGGGAUUCAACGGCGGAUCCGCCUUCGGAGCCAACCUUCGAGCCGUCAUGGCUUGCUGGAACUCAUGCCUCACGGCCAUGUUCGCAGCCAUGACUUGGUGUCUCCUUGAUUUCCGUCUCGCCAAGAAGUGGUCCAUGGUUGGCUGGUGUUCCGGAACCAUCUCUGGUCUUGUUGCUGCCACUCCUGCAUCUGGCUUCAUUACUCCCUGGGCUAGCAUCAUCUUGGGUGUUGUUGCUGGCGUCUGCUGCAACUUUAGCACCAAGAUCAAGUUCCUCAUCCGCAUCGACGACUCUCUCGACGUUUUCGCUGAACACGGCAUCGGUGGCAUGGUUGGCCUCAUCUUCAACGCUUUCUUCGCUAGCGGUAGCAUCAUUGGUCUCGACGGAGUCAACAGUGGCGCCAUUGGCGGCUUUCUCGACCACAACUACAAGCUCAUCGGAUGGCAGAUCGCUGCCAUCGUUACCGCUUCCGCCUAUGCCUUUGUCAUGUCUGCCGUCAUCGCCAAAAUCAUCGAUCUCAUUCCCGGUCUCAAGCUGCGCGCCUCUGAGGAAGCCGAACUUCUUGGCAUGGACGACGAUCAACACGGCGAGUUCUCAUACGAUUAUGUCGAAGUUCGACGUGACUUUUUGGCCUGGAGCCCCCACCGCGACGAGCCUGCCCACGAAAGCACAAUCUUGAUUGAGCCUACGCACGGCAUCCAGGAGCACGCGAAUAUGGCUCGCUCUGCUAGCCUGGCCGAGACUCAUAUGGAAGAGCCCAAAGCCGUAUCGUUGUCCGACGCUGGAAGAGACCGUCCAGAUAGCACCGAGGGCAGCCAGAGUAACGAGAAGCGUGACUAA
This is a messenger RNA of Trichoderma gamsii, 1566 nucleotides long. RefSeq names its product ammonium transporter MEP1. Gene Ontology annotation, molecular function: ammonium channel activity. Gene Ontology annotation, biological process: ammonium transmembrane transport. The transcript has 3 exons. The record is from RefSeq and is a predicted model, not a curated record. NCBI's taxonomy places the organism in Eukaryota, Fungi, Ascomycota, Sordariomycetes, Hypocreales, Hypocreaceae. The coding region runs from base 1 to 1566 and encodes 521 amino acids. Gene Ontology annotation, cellular component: plasma membrane.